UCUGUAGGCUUCUCUGUUUGGGGCCUCCAAGCUUUUAGAGAAGAAACCAAGCUGAACCUUUAGGGGGAAUAUAAAAAUAUAUACAUUUCUAAGGCUGCAUAACUCGGAUCAGGCACAUCAGGGGACGGUUUAACUCCAUCUCAGACUGAUCCUCAGCUUUUUAUUUAUACAAGUGGUAUUUUUCAUGAAUCUUUAUGGAUCGGACAGUCAGAACUAACAGAUCAAGGGGAAAGACAGCAUUAAAUGUAGCAAAACAUGCAUUGAUUUUAAAGCUCAUAGAUUUUCUUACACUCAAAUGGUUGAAUGGGGUGUGAAAGUCAUUCUUCCUCUGCUCACAGGUUUCUUUUUAUGUGUCUUAUAUGCAAGUAAUCUAAAUUGUUCUCCCAAAGAAUAUUGGAUUGUGUAAUUAGCCAUAUGCUUCUUGCAUUGUUAGAAAUGGAAGUGGAGUGUUUAUCUCUGACAUUGUUAAAGGAGGAGCUGCAGACCUAGAUGGAAGAUUAAUUCAAGGAGAUCAGAUUUUGCUGUUAAUGGAGAGGAUAUGAGAAAUGCCUCACAGGAGACUGUUGCCACUAUACUUAAGUGUGCCCAAGGCCUGGUGCAUCUCGAGCUGGGGAGACUGCGAGCUGGGUCGUGGCUGUCAUCGAGGAAAACAUCCCAAAACAGUCAGGUGAACCAACAGAGUGCCCACAGCCACUUCCACCCCGCGCUCGCUCCGGUCCUCUCGACGUUGCAGAAUUUUGUCAGCACAAAAAGAUCUUCAGCAGACGUGUCUCAAAGAAACUCAGGAGCAGAUACGGGCCCAAGGACUGUGGAGAUAACAAGGGGACCAAAUGAUGCUCUUGGUAUCAGCAUAGCAGGAGGAAAGGGGAGUCCAUUAGGAGAUAUUCCCAUCUUCAUUGCUAUGAUUCAGGCUAGUGGUGUGGCAGCACGGACCCAAAGACUCAGAGUUGGAGAUCGGAUUGUCAGUCUUAAUGGGCAACCUUUGGAUGGGCUGUCUCAUGCAGAUGCUGUUAAUCUACUAAAGAAUGCUUAUGGGAGCAUUAUCCUGCAGGUCGUAGCUGAUACCAACAUCAGUGCCAUUGCUACCCAACUGGAGAGCAUGUCUGCAGGAUGUAGUGUCAACUCUUCUUCUGAGCAUGCUUCUGAAGAUCCAGAAGCACCUCAGCCUAAGAUUAUUACUUUGGAGAAAGGCUCUGAUGGACUGGGAUUUAGUAUUGUGGGGGGGUAUGGAAGUCCCCAUGGAGACCUGCCCAUUUAUGUCAAGACUAUAUUUGCCAAGGGAGCAGCUGCGGACGAUGGCAGACUGAAGCGCGGCGAUCAGAUUUUAGCAGUUAAUGGGGAAGCUUUGGAAGGUGUUACCCAUGAGCAAGCUGUAGCUAUUCUGAAGCGCCAGAAAGGAACUGUGACAUUAUCGGUGUUAUCAUGAAUGUCGUUGCACUUGCAGAGAUAAAUACAAUUAUUUUAAAACAUCGGUAGAGCUAUAAUAAUACUGUUCAGCUCUGAGCCGGAUGGAAAGCAAACUCUGGCAAAAAUUAAUCAGCCUUCAGCCCGUUGCCAGAAUGGGCAGUGUGCGUCUCGAGCUUCGUUUAACCUUCCACACUGAUCAGCCUUUCUCCCUGCCCUCCCCUACUUCUGGUGGCUUCUGAGUUUUCUCUGGAUAACUUGAAUUAACGGGCUUCAAAGAAUAAGAUCCAUUUUGCUUUAUUCACACGUCAGUUUACCUCCACUAGCCUGAACCCCAGAUACAUUGGCUGAACCUGGGCUCUGUUCAAAUACAAAGGAGAAUUUAGAUCAUCAGCCAAUCUCAUCUGAUGAGCAGAAAUAAAUGCUGAGUGACUUGUCAUCUCACUCAUGAUUUACUUAUGCUAAUUGUCCUUUCAAGUAUGCCAGAAAACAUUAGCAAUGUAAUUAAAUUACCACUGUUCCAAAUGAUGAAAUAUCAAAUUCUCCUCUGGGAAAUUAUUUGUGUUCAGCACAGUAAGUCUGAUAGUCAAAUGUGAACUUCUCAUGUUUAUCUCUUUGGGUAGGUCUGUGGAAGUUAGUCAGAGGUAAUUACUGUGAUGUGUCAAUUUGCAGCCUUUAGCGUGAAAAAUAAACCAGGGGAGAGAUAAAUUUAUUUUUUUAGGCUUUUAAAUGUUUGAGCCUUUUCAGAUAUUUAGGCAGCAUGAACAACAACAAAUCUCGUUCUAUUCUGAUUAUGUUUUUAAAGAAGAAAUGUGCUGAUACGUGCCAGGCAUGUUGCAUACAAAGGCAGUCGUCGUCGUGCCAAGCUGCAGCGUAACUGUUGAUGCUGAAACUUUAAUGAAGACAAAAGUUUGCUUUGGCCAUGUGAUCCUGUAAUUCUUGCAAUGAUGGCUGUCCCACUGCACGUUGUCUUGGAGGCUAGGUGAAGUUUAAUGCAAACCAGCACACCAUUCCUCAUUUCCAGGAGUCUCCCCAGGUUCAGGUAGUGCUGGAAGAGGCUUUCAUGGAUAAGGAGGAUGGCUCUCGGGAGCUCUGGGGCUCAGUUUUGGGGGAUGCCAGCCACCACCAGGCAGUGUAGAGCUGAUGCUGCAGGAAGCGACUGUGGGAAGUCACAGCGAUGCCCCUCCUGGGGCUGGCUGCUGCCUUCUGCUUUCCCAGGGCACAGCACACUGCAGGGGCUCUCAACCCCAUUCCCCAGCCACAGGGUGCAGCCACAGCCCUUGAGCUCUCUGGCACGAGCUCAGCCCUCCUGUGCAAUGGAGGAGGGAUGCAGCCACAUUCAGCCAAGCAGUAGUGACUCGGUUACGCAGCCGUUCCUGCAGUGAUGGUACAACCGUGGCCUUGGCGAUUAAGCAAAUGAAUUUGGCAGGCAGAUUAAUGGCAUUGCAAGUCAUUGUGGUUUAAUCUGCCUAUCUAGAGGAACAGUAGGGCUUUGGAGGAAGCAGCCCAGUCUCAUUUGGGUUGUUUGGUGUAAUUUAUAAUGAUGAUGUAGUGGGGAAAAAAUGAAAAGGGUGUGUGUGUGUGUGAGAGAGAGAGAGAGAGAGAGAAAAUUGUCUGCUCAUCUGAUGUGAAAAAUCCUUAGAAAUAAAUGGAAAGAGAAUUGAAAACAUGUAAUAUAAUGACCAAGUAGCACAAGGAAAAAGUACUGUUAGUACGUAUGUUUUAGCUGGGGUGGGUAUUCCCCCAUGUUAGGUAGAAGAACACAGCCUGAAAGGAGCAAGCUGGGAUUGCUUGCAAUGAAUUGCAAUGAGCUUGCAUUGAAAAGGUUUUCUUUAGUUCGUGUAGAAGUUUUCUUUGACUUUAGGCAAUCACAAAGUGCAUUUAGCCUGCUGGAACACGGAGGGGGUGUUCUGUUCAUAGUGCCUGGAAGAGACUUAACAUUUCAAAUGGAUUCUCACUGAUUUGCCAAGCAAAGGGUUAGUGGGACUUUGGCUGUAGACACAAAACUAUAUCCAAAUGUGUUGGAGAAUGUGUAGCUGCCUUUGGCUGCAGAGGUAUGAACACGGAAGUUCAGUGCAGGUAGGUGGACUGUGGAGAGGUACCUUCAGAAAUAUCGCAUAGAAUUUAUGAACAAAAUGUAAUGGUUCCUCUGAUUGGUUUGGUUUUUUUAGACGUUGCAUUCCUACUUUAAGACAUUGCUGCAUUUAAUCAAUGAAGUUUUACAUGGCUAUUUAUAUUAGCCUUUAUGCACAUACUGUUCAUAUACAUAAAGAAUAGAAUUUAUGGGCUGAGAUAUUUUGCACUUCUCAUUACUCUGAAUGAGAUAACAUUUUCUGCUUCUUGUAAUUUGCACUUUGUGUCUUGAAUAUAUUACUGCCAAAAAUCAUAUUGCAACUAAUUGAUAAACCAGUGACCAUGCGGAGAAGCGUAUGCUCUGUGUACAGGACCAAGUUAGAUAAUUAAAUCUGCAUUACGCUUGUCUGGGUCGAGGUGUUCUGGUUUAUUUAAAACUUUAUUUCUGUGCAAGGGAAAAGCAAUUAAACCUCCUGAUUGUAUGUGUACAUAUAUCAGUAAAAUGAGACAUUUUAUGACUUCAAAGAUUCUAAAUAAAGCUCGGUUACUUAA
Molecule: messenger RNA, 4029 nt
Organism: Meleagris gallopavo (turkey)
Lineage: Eukaryota; Metazoa; Chordata; Aves; Galliformes; Phasianidae
Source: RefSeq, a predicted model, not a curated record